GAAUUUCUUUUCAGACAGUUGUGGCAGUAGUAGGCCACUACCAGUAAAUGGUGAUGCAUUCAUUUUUUAGUUUAUUGUGUGUAUUAAACUAAAUAUAUCAACUUACAACAAAUAAAUAAAUAAAUAAUUAAUCUUUUUUUUAUAAAUUUUGUAAAUGAAAAAUUAAACAAAAAACAACAAUUAAAAAAAAGUAAAUUAGCUGUAAUGGCUUUAAGAAAGUUAAACAAUUUAAUUUGACAACCACCAAAACGAAAUGUCUCAUCUAUUAAAGCGUACAAAAAAAUCUUGUAUCAAGCUCAUACGUAAAUUGUCCACAAAACAAAUAUUCCUUAAACGUUUAGAAGAGGAAGAUAUCUCCACCGAUAUUGACCCAUCGGUAGAAGCAACCGAAAAGCCGAACAAUCAAAAUUCCAAUACAACACCGAGUAAUGCAGCGACAAGAUCAUAUCAACGUCAAACAAGCAAAAAAGAAACCAAAGAUAGUCCCAAACAUAAACAGGCAAAAAAUGCGAAAUCGUUAAAACACUUGGAUGAAGAUGAUGAUGAGGAUGAAACUCCCGAUACAGCCAUUUUACAAAGUUUAACUUCUAAACUAUUUCUAACAGCCGAUGGUUAUGAAUUUCAACGUUUAGAACAAUUGCGCAGUGAUACUGCCUCGGAAAUUAUACCUUUUGAUGGAAAUUUCAAUAAUAACAUUAAAAAGCCGCCUUCAUCAUUCGCCGAUGACAUAAAUCUUGAGGUUGUUUUUGAAAAAGUCAAGUACAAAGAAGAUGUGCGUUACUUCCGUCAUACACCGUCCACAGCUAGUUUAGAUAAUUACUUUAUUAAUGAUCAGGAACUAAAUCUCAUCACUAGCAAUACCCAUACCAGUAACUGUCCCAAUGGCAGUAAUGCAAAUAAUAACAACAACAUUAGCAACAACAAUCAUAAUCAUAAUCACAAUAAUAACAACAACAGCAAUGCUAUUAAUUUAAAUAAUCCAAUUUUUACCAAUAGAGGCCUUGAAAUGACGCAUCAUAAUUACUUUAAUUCCCAAUAUAAUCAUCAUCUUAAUAAUCAUUUGCUUCCAGUUAAUGUUAGUUUAGGUUGUAAAUCCGAUGGCAACUAUCAUCAAUUCAUUAUCGGUCAAGAAAGAGAUUGUUUUUAUAAAUUAACUCCAGUGGUUAAAUGGGAUAUAAAUGGAAAUUCUUUGGAAGAUGAUAUGGAUAAUUUUCAUUGUUUUAGUAUAAAUUCAAAUAAUUCACCGGCUAAAUCAAGUUUACGCUCAAGUUCGACCACAUUGGAGACCUGGCUGGAAGAUGAGUAGAGAAGCGUGAGAUUAAGGGAUCGCUCUAGUGGGAAAGGUGGAUGGAUUAUAGGAUUUUUGUGGUUUAAGAAAAUUUUUGGCAAUUUAUUAAAAUAUAACGGAAUCGGAUAUAUCUGUUGGUUUUUACAAUUCCGAACAAAUGGAACUAUAGAAAUCGGUUCCACAUGGUUUCAGCAUUAUAUCUCUUUUAUAAAAAGCAUCCUUAAUGUAUGGCUCGCGUACUUUGACGACUAUUCUCUUUAUGACUUCGUUUUCUGAAUCAAUUAUUCGACUUUUUCUUACAAGAAUGUGGAUUUAUCGACGUUUCGACCUUUCGAUCGCUUAAAAACGGAUCCCUGAGCGUUUGUGGCAACUUCUAAUAGAUAUCGGGUAUUUUAAGAAACUCUGGUAUGUGCUCCAAAUAAAAUAAGUCCCAAAAUCCAUUUCUAAAUUACGAUGAAGCUACAGAGGACUUCCGAUCAAGGACCCGAGAUCCAUAUCAUUCUAUGAUAUUCUGCAUUCGGCCUAUCGUAACUUCGGUUUGGAGUCUAUAGCGAACUGGGUUUACAACGGAACUCGUUCCUUAAAAUAGCAGCUUUGAAUUACAAUAUAAUAGUACACAAAUUGUCAGUUCCGAAUCGAUAAAAUUUGUUUUACAAAAGCUUUUGAAACUUAACUUCGAAACCUUAUUCCUUAUUCGAAGUUCUCAAAUCUUUUUGAACCUUUCUAAUACUAUAAUAAAUCCUAUAGAUCCAAUCUUAAAUGUUUGUGAUAACUCGAGACUUUCAGUGGCGAUAUAUCCCUAUACUGGAUUGAAGUCUGUAGAGUACUGGGUUUAUUCCGGAACUCGAUUUAUAACAUUAUAAUCCGAAUUACAGUGUUAUAAGCACUAAAAUUGUCAGUUUCGAAUGGAGUUUAAUUUAUCAAAUGAACAACUUUCGAGGCUUGAAUGAGCUUAACUUUGGAACUCUCCAAAUUUCUCGGCAUUGGAUUGGGUUCUGUCGAGAAAUGUGAGUUACUCCGAUCCUUUAGGGAACCGUUUUGAUUUGCAGUAAAAUUGUGAAAUAAAAAAUUUUGGAGACUUGAACGAUAUUAACUUUUCUCGGAGUUCCACUAUUAAGUGAAGAAAUAGGUCCAUACAACCGUAAAAAUAUUCCAUAUUUCACAUCAAAAAAUGAUUUUUUUCAGAUUUUGCUACAAUCAUCUUACUUCCCUGAUCCGUUCAUAAGUCCUUACCCCGCUAGAGUUGUUAAAACAAUGAUUGUGGAGUUAUAAUUUGAAAUUGUUUUUAUAACAACAACAAUGUGGCCUUAAUCAUUAUCAAAAUGUAAAGAAAAAGUUGUGUUUAUAGUCGCUCUCUCUCUCUCGCUCUUGCUCGCUGUCUUAUAUCCACACAUCACUUUAUCACUCUCGCAAAGUGUAAUUAACUUUUGAAAUAUAGCAGGAAAUAAAAAAAAAUUAUUAUAUUAUAACAAAUAA
Molecule: messenger RNA, 2764 nt
Organism: Lucilia sericata (common green bottle fly)
Lineage: Eukaryota; Metazoa; Arthropoda; Insecta; Diptera; Calliphoridae
Product: homeobox protein 2
Exons: 2
Coding region: 254-1306 (350 amino acids)
Source: RefSeq, a predicted model, not a curated record